Molecule: messenger RNA, 1080 nt
Organism: Micromonas commoda
Lineage: Eukaryota; Viridiplantae; Chlorophyta; Mamiellophyceae; Mamiellales; Mamiellaceae
Gene: DMC1
Product: DMC1 DNA recombinase
Exons: 4
Coding region: 1-1080 (359 amino acids)
Biological process (GO): DNA repair; reciprocal meiotic recombination; DNA recombinase assembly
Cellular component (GO): condensed nuclear chromosome
Molecular function (GO): single-stranded DNA binding; ATP hydrolysis activity; DNA strand exchange activity
Source: RefSeq, a predicted model, not a curated record
AUGUCCGCCGCAGCUGUCGAGGAUGAGUGCGCCGUCGCUGAGGCGCAGCUGCAACGCGCGGAAACCGAGCUCGCAGAGGAAGAAGAAACCUUCGAGCAGCUCCCGCAGUCCUUCAUCCUCAUCGACGAGCUCCAACAGUGCGGCGUGUCCGCCACCGACAUCAAGAAAGUAAAAGACGCGGGUUUCGCGACCGUCAAGUCCUUGCUGACGGUGCCCAAGAAGACCCUCAUCGACGUCAAGGGCCUCUCCGAUGCCAAGGUUGACAAGAUGCUCGAGGCCGCCAACAAGCUCCUCCCGAAAGACCAGGCUGGGAGCUUUGUGACGGCAAAGGAGUGGAUGUCCAUGAGGAAGGACACCAUCAACAUCAGGACCGGCGCUGACACCAUCGAUGCCAUCCUCGGCGGCGGUGUACCCACGCGCAGCAUCACCGAGAUGUACGGCGAAUGGAGGUGCGGCAAGACCCAGAUCUGCCACACCCUCGCCGUGACCACCCAGCUGCCUCUGGACGAGGGCGGUGGCUGCGCUAAGGUCGCCUUCAUCGACACCGAGGGCACGUUCAGGGCCGAGCGCAUCGUCCAGAUCGCAGAGCGGUUCAACCUUGACUCGGAUGCCGUUCUCGACAACAUCCUCGUCGCGCGAACGUUCACCCACGAGAUGAUGGACAACGCCCUGACCCUUCUCGCGGGCAAAUUCUCCGAGGAGCCCUUCAAGAUUUUGAUCAUCGACAGCAUCAUGGCCCACUUCAGGGUCGAUUUCAUCGGCCGCGGCGAGCUCUCCGAGCGCCAGCAGCGGCUCGGCCAGUUCCUCGCCAAGCUCAACAAGAUCGCCGAUGAAUUCAACAUCGCCGUGGUGUACACGAACCAGGUCCAGGCCGACCCUUCCGGCAUGUCCUUCGCCGGAAUGGACCCCAAGAAGGCCAUCGGCGGGCACGUCCUCGCUCACGCCUCGCACGUCAGGCUCAGCGUCAGGAAGGGACGGGGCGAUGCGAGGGUGAUCAAGGUGGUGGACGCGCCUAACCUGAAGGAAGCGGAGGGAGAGUUCAUCAUCACCGACGGCGGCGUGGUCUCCUCGGACGCGUGA